AACGGCGGACGGAGUCGACGGCUUCGUCGACCAGUGGAGCCAUCGGGCGGAAUCCACGCCAGUUCACGCGCGGCGGACAAACAGCUGAUCCGGUAAACAUGGCGGCGUUGAGAGGCUGCAUCUCCGCUGCCUGCAGCAUUCUGCCGAGUAACAUAAAUUUACUGGGACACGGCCUGCAACAGAUGCGGAACUACGUCGGCUGCAGGGUGUUGCGCGACGAGAAGCGCAGGCGAUGGGCGAAGCAGUACGCCGAGGAGCGAUUGCGGCUGGUUGCCUUGAAGCGCAACGAUAUUUUGCCGAUCGAGAUAAGAGAGCUCGCUGGCAAGCAAAUAGAUGAAACAAUUCCCAGACAGACCGCGUUGAGACAAUUGACACCGAGAUGUGUCGUGACGUCUCGAGGCCGAGGUACAGUGAUACGGUGGAGACUAUCACGAUUCAUCUUUCGCGACCAGAUCGAUUAUAAUAAAAUGGCUGGAAUGCAACGUGCCAUUUGGUAGAGCGAUACGCACCUUUUGGACUGUACACUACUUGCGCAUUGCGUAUAAGUGAAUCAGUGAAGCGCAAAUGAUAUAUAUAUACGAGAGGAUGUGAAUAGAAUAAACCAUCGUUAUUAUGUUGCCCUA
This is a messenger RNA of Vollenhovia emeryi, 623 nucleotides long. RefSeq names its product 28S ribosomal protein S14, mitochondrial (gene mRpS14). The transcript has 3 exons. The coding region runs from base 99 to 497 and encodes 132 amino acids. Gene Ontology annotation, cellular component: ribosome; mitochondrial small ribosomal subunit. NCBI's taxonomy places the organism in Eukaryota, Metazoa, Arthropoda, Insecta, Hymenoptera, Formicidae. The record is from RefSeq and is a predicted model, not a curated record. Gene Ontology annotation, molecular function: structural constituent of ribosome. Gene Ontology annotation, biological process: translation.